GAUUGCUAUUAGCAACUGUCUGAUUUAAAUAAUACGAGGCUUCCAAAUAAUAACAACAAUAAAUGAUGAACGUUCAAAUAAGGCACCCUUAUGAGGGUUUAUUACAUAAGUAUACCAAUGCAAUGAAAGGAUGGCAAUAUCGUUGGUUUAUCCUUAGUCCUGAAACUGGUGAAUUGCAUUAUUUUUUGAGUGAAUCCGAAAAAAAUCAACGACCACGAUGUUCAAUAUAUUUAGCUGGUGCAGUGAUUGCACCAAGUGAUGAAGAUUCCAAUACCUUUACUGUCAAUUCUGCUACAGGUGAUAUGAUUAAAUUGAGAGCUACAGACGCCCGCGCUCGUCAAGAAUGGGUUGACAAACUACGAGCUGUUACAGAAAUGUAUACUAGAGCAAUAGCCAGCAGUCAUCCUCCUUUACCUCCAAGAGAUCAUUCCGCUAACUCCAAUAGAAACCCAGUUGCCAAAUUGGAAGUUUUAGAUGCUUUUGCUAAUUGUCAAGAACAAUUAAGGAAAGUAGAAAAGCACAAUAUUGCAUUAGCACAAACCAUUGAGAACUCUAGUUUAAACCUGGACCCUGAUUUGCUAGUACUUAAAGCAACAGCACAUACUACGUUACACACAUUAAAUCAGUGUCUCAAUAUAUUAUAUCAAUAA
Messenger RNA from Habropoda laboriosa, 650 nucleotides. Its product is annotated as oxysterol-binding protein-related protein 11. Bases 63 to 650 code for a protein of 195 amino acids. NCBI's taxonomy places the organism in Eukaryota, Metazoa, Arthropoda, Insecta, Hymenoptera, Apidae. The transcript is spliced from 2 exons. The record is from RefSeq and is a predicted model, not a curated record.